GUGUGGAAAGUGCUGUUUGCAGAAAGCAGAGCGAAGGAGACAGGCAGAGACAGAGCCCAUAGUGCUGACGUUGGAGGCCCAACCCUUGUGAGGUUGCAGAGGGUAAAUGCUACGGCGCUGGCUGGCGAGGGAGGCGGGGGCGGGGAAAGAGGCCCUGGACGCGUCCUGAUUGCUGGAGAGACGCCGUCAGUCUGCGAGGAUCCCCCAGUCAAGCCGAGCGCUGGGGAAAGAGCCACACUUCUCGCCUGCCCCAGCCGGAGUGCGAGCCGUGUGUGCCCGGCGAGCAGCCCCGCGUCCGCACGGUGCAGCAGCCAGCGAGCCCCAGCCCCUUUCAAUGGAGGAGCAGCCCGGCCCGCCCCAGCAGCAGCAGCAGCAGCAGCACCACCACCCCCACCACCCGCCGCACCACCACCACCACCAUUACUACUACUACAACCACAACCACCACCACCACCUCCACCUCCAGCAGAGCCCCUACCUGCAGCACGGCGCCGACGCCGGCCCCAAGGCCGCGCCCAAGCCGCUGCUGAAACAUGAGCCCAAGCACGCGGGCCCGCAGCCCCAGGACGCGCCGAAGAAGAAAACAGGCUAUGGAGAGCUAAAUGGUAACGCAGGAGAAAGAGAAGUAUCAUUAAAGGGCCUGUGUGCUGAUGAAACAACCAACCCAUCUUCCAGGGUACCAAAUGGCAGCCAGCAACUUGUAGACACUAAUGUAAACCCAAAGCAGACUAAGGCCAGCACCUUUGGGAAAGCUGGAAUCAAACCCAAGAACUUCAUUCAGAAAAACAGUAUGGACAAAAAGAAUGAAAAAAUUUAUGAGAAUAAACUUAGAGAAAAUCAAUCCUCAGACAAACCGGAGGCAGUGUCUAUUCCAAAUGGUGUUGUAACAAAUAGUUCUGGUUAUAUCACUAAUGGCUAUGUAGGCAAAGGGGCAGAUAACGAUGGCAGUGGGUCUGAGAGUGGCUAUACCACACCUAAGAAACGGAAAGGCAGGCGUAACAGUGCCAAGGGUUGUGAGAACUUGAAUCUGGUGCAGGACAAAAUAAUGCAACAGGAGGUCAAUACCCCAUCCUUAAAACAGGAACUUGAGAGUUUCAAGACCGACUAUAGUGAACAAAAGGGAAACAGAGUUGACAAUACUAAGCCAGUUUGGAAGUCUGAAGCUGGGGCUGGAGGAGCAGGCCGUGGGAAAACUGGGGUUGGGGAGGUGCAACGAAAAAACUCUGAUGCCAAACCUGGAAUUAGCAGCAAAAAGUUUGAUGACCGGCCCAAGGGGAAGCAUGCAUCAGCAGCUGCAUCAAAAGAGGACUCGUGGACCCUGUUUAAACCACCCCCAGUUUUUCCAGUAGACAACAGCAGUGCUAAAAUAGUUCCUAAAAUAAGUUAUGCAAGCAAAGUUAAAGAAAACCUCAACAAAGCAGCUCAAAACCCAUCUUCUUCUCUGUUGUCUUCAUCAUCGUCUUCAUCUACUGGAGAAACGCAGGCCCAAAUGCCAAGUCGACUGUCCCAAGUCCCUAUGUCUGCUAUGAAGUCUGUUACUUCUGCUAGCUUUUCAAAUGGGCCCAUUUUAGCAGGGACUGAUGGAAAUGUAUAUUCUCCAGGGACCCAGCCACUGCUCACAACUACUGCUAGUACUUUAACAUCAACCUCUUCUGAGUCAGUACACCAGGACAUAAGUACAACUUCAACAGCCGUUGAACAAAAGAAGUCUAGCCUUUUUAUCUACCCUUCAAAUAUGCAAUCUGUGCUUUUGGGCACAGCACAGGUGGAUCUGCCAUCUCAGACAAAUCAGCAGAACCUGGGGGAUAUCUUCCAGAACCAGUGGGGUUUAUCAUUUAUAAAUGAGCCCAGUGCUGGCCCUGAGACUGUUCUUGGGAAAUCAACGGAUAAUAAAAUAAUGGAAGUGACAUUUCAAGGGGAAUAUCCUGCCACUUUGGUUUCACAGGGUGCUGAAAUCAUUCCCUCAGGAACUGAACAACCUGUGUUUCCUAAGGCUUAUGAGCUGGAAAAACGGACUAGCCCUCAAAUACUUAGUGGUAUUAUAAAGCCUGGGACUGCUAGUGAGAUUGGAGUCUUGUCUUUGGAGCCACAUCACAUAGGUGACCUGCAAAUGGCAGACACCGGUAGCCAAGGUGCUUUAGUGUUCCUCUCAAAGGACUAUGAACUAGAGAAUCCCUUGGCCUCUCCUACGAACAAUUCGUUAACCUCCGCCAAAGAUCAGAGGUACCAGAGAGGCCUAGAAAGGAAAGAUAGCUGGGGUUCUUUUGACCUGAGGGCUGCUAUUGUAUAUCACACUAAAGAAAUGGAAUCUAUUUGGAAUUUGCAAAAGCAAGAUCCCAAAAGGAUAAUCACUUAUGAUGAAGCCAUGGAAUGUCCAGAUCAAUGAAGGUAGCAGGACAAGACUGCCUGUUAUAACCUUUCUGCAGCGUGAUGCUGUUCACAGGGGACAAAAGGCUUUUAUGCUCCUUCUAAAUCUUCAGUGCAGCAGAGGAACCAUAACUAGAAUCACAGGAUAAUAUAUACAAAUUAUAUAUAGUUAUUUAAAAAAUGGUGACUGAAAGUAAUUAGACUUCUUAAGGAAUAUGAAAAUUUAUUUCAGCAGACUUCACACAUGAUUAUUUAAUCUCCGGUACUGAAUAGGUUUUUUAGUUUUGUUUUUUGUUUUUGUUUAAAGAGCAAAUGCAAAUGAUUAACGAAUACAGACUCAAUUCACAAGCCUGGUUCUAAAGUUCCUGCUGUCAUCAACAUGGGCAACAGUGACGGUUGGAGAGGCAUUUCCACUUUACAAGGUUUCUGUUUCUUGUUCUGUGACUGUAGUGAUACACUAAUCACAGGGAAAUCGGGAUGUUUCACCAUCCUUCAUCUCCCCUUCCCCUCCUUUUUUUUUUAAUUUUGUUUUACUUUGAACCCUGUGCGAAUGCUGGAGAAACACCUUGAAGUUUGCAGGGUUUCCUUUUUUCCAGAGAAUAUAAUCUGCAUGUCUUGCCAGGAGUAAAACAGCCCAUCAGGUGCUGAGAAAAUUGUCUUAAAGCAUCGUUCUUCAGGGGGGAAGAUCGUAAUUCUGCAGUUCUGGGAUACACGUUGGUUUUACAGAGUUGACAAAACUCCGGUUACGCUUUGGACUAUUACAACUGAAGAUCUCUUUCACGAGUGUCAUUUUAAAAGACAACAUGCAAAACAAGCAAUUGGUUUAGGCAUUUAAUAUGGAAAAAAACCCUGUUCCCACACUUUUAUGCCAUUGUAUCACUGGGAGCAAAAAAAAUAUAUAUAUACAUAUAUAUAUCUAUCUAUCUAUCUCCUGCUAUCAACUGUAGGUGCUUCAUAUUUGCUCUGUCUGUCUCUUAACACUAAAUGUGCUUUUUUUCCUGUUUUCACUGAAAACCUGAAGAGAAAUUGUUUGUGUUCUGCUAACUUUCACCCUUCAAGUAUUUUUUUCUCUUUAGAAAUAAGUUUUUUAAAAAAGAAGAAAAAAAAAAAAAAGGAAAAAGGGGAAAAAAAGAGAAAAAAACUAUGGGAAUCAUAACCCUUUCCCAUUUGUCCCUGAAAGCAAUGGGUGAGGGAAUACUGUCCCGGCCAUUGGAAAUAUUCUUUUAUAUUUUAAUGCAGUCUGUGUAUUUCUGAGCUCUUUUGCUGCUUCUCAUUAUAUCUCUAUUAAAAUAUAUUUUAUUACAAGAGCAAAAUGGGGUGGGGGGUAGGAAUGAAAAUUUAAAAAUAAUCAAAACCAAGGACAGCUUUCUGGCAAUAGCAGAGAAGGCGGAAGAGAGUGCAGGCUCCAAUUGUGCGAUCCAUACUGUUGUGCUGCAGUGUGUGUGUAGCAUGUUAAAAAUGUGUUGGUGGGUUUGUUUGUUUGUUUUAGUUUGUUUGUUUGUUUUAAUUUGUUUUUUAGGUGCAAAAUUCCUGGGCUCCAAUGUAAGACUGAUCAGUUAAUCAUUGGUGAAACAAAACAAGUUUUCUGGCCUGUCCAAAUUCCAUACAUAUACAACUCUUAAAUAUUCUUUUAUGUUCACAGCUGAGUGCUGGCUAAAAUAUUUGGGCAUUUACGUUGACAGGAGUUAGCAUCUGGUAAAAUCAGACUGGAUCCCAUGGGGCAUUAGGGGAAGGAAAUAACCCCAUUACUUUUGCCUACUCUUUGUGCUUAGAUGUAUCUACUCCUUUUUAAAAAGAAAAUAAUUAGGUAUGUAGCAUGCGUGUCUUUUUUUUUUUUUAAUUGUUUCAUGCUUUUAUUGAGGUUGUUCCUGAAUGAAGCUCUCAGGUUCAUAGGGGGACAAAGAAACUUUAAUUUUUCCUGUACCUUUUUAAGAUUGUUCGCUUUCUGCCAUGCUUAGUUUUAAAAGUAUAACGAUGGAUUGCCUACUCCAUUUUAUGAUUUUUAUAUAUAUAUAUAUAUAUAUAUAUAUAUAUAUAUAUAUA
Molecule: messenger RNA, 4410 nt
Organism: Dermochelys coriacea (leatherback sea turtle)
Lineage: Eukaryota; Metazoa; Chordata; Testudines; Dermochelyidae
Gene: NUFIP2
Product: nuclear FMR1 interacting protein 2
Exons: 4
Coding region: 335-2386 (683 amino acids)
Cellular component (GO): cytoplasmic stress granule; nucleoplasm
Molecular function (GO): RNA binding
Source: RefSeq, a predicted model, not a curated record